This is a messenger RNA of Pyricularia pennisetigena, 1734 nucleotides long. RefSeq lists its product as uncharacterized. The record is from RefSeq and is a predicted model, not a curated record. Gene Ontology annotation, biological process: endocytosis; intracellular protein transport. Lineage: Eukaryota; Fungi; Ascomycota; Sordariomycetes; Magnaporthales; Pyriculariaceae. Gene Ontology annotation, cellular component: cytoplasmic vesicle; clathrin adaptor complex. The transcript has 2 exons. Bases 1 to 1734 code for a protein of 577 amino acids.
AUGACGGGCACGGCCGUCAUAGAAGCGCUGCACAUAUACGACGAGCGUCACAAAUGUAUUCUAUCCCACACAUACACCGGCCGGCCUCUCUCCGCCGCACAUCUACUACCUCUCUACCUCGACUCUCACCCGGAGCCCCGACCGAGCUUGAUCUACUUGCCGAACACCAACCCAGCGACACUUGUAUUCUCUCUCACCCAUGCCAAUGUCUUACUCCUCGCAACCGCCUCUCGGGAGGUUGAGCCGCUACUCGUGCUCGAGUUCCUACACCGUGUCGUCGAUGCCUUUGAAGAGUUUCUGGGCGCGCCUCUGACGGCCCAGCGCAUCGAAGCCGGCUACGAUGUGGCCGCCCAGUUGCUUACUGAAAUGUGUGAUGCCGGAAUUGUGGCCACCACUGAGCCCAACGCCCUGCGGGAUCUUGUUGAGGUCGAGGGACUACUAGGCAAGCUUCUUGGGGGGUUGACCCUUCCUGGCGGCGUCGGGUCAGGUGCAGGCGGCGGGCUGGGCUCCGGAUCCGGAUCGCCAGCACUUUCAGCCCUAGGUCAAUUUCCAAACUCAUCAGUCGGGGGUGGCAGGGGAGGCCCUGCUGCAACCUCGGCGCUGCCAUGGAGGCGGGCUAAUGUCAGGCACACGAGCAACGAAAUGUAUGCCGAUCUCGUCGAGACGCUUUCGGUGACCCUGGCACCCUCUGGAAGGCCGUUGGCGGCGUUCGCUCACGGCACGAUCGCAUUCACCUGCAAAGUCUCUGGUGUUCCCGAUAUUCUCAUGUCGUUGACGGCUCCAUCGGGACGACACAACUUGGCUUCUAUUAUGGACCUACCGGUUUUUCAUCCCUGCGUCCGUCUUGCGCGCUGGCGUGAUCGGCCCGGCGAGCUCAGCUUUGUGCCACCUGAUGGUCGCUUUAUUCUUGCUAGUUACGAGGUUGAUCUGCUGCCCUUUUCGAGCGGUAAGAGCGCCUCGAUCGCUGCCAACAAUCUGAAGUUGCCGGUCAGUGUCGAGGUCAAGACCGGUCUGGGCCCGACAGAGUCUGACUUUGAGGUCAGAGCCUACGUCAACAAGGUGUUUGGCGCAUCUGGGACGGGCAUUGGGAGCGAUAUGUCUGGGCCUGGAGGCAGUGGAUUUGGCAGAGGCGGCAGUGGAAGUAUGGGCGGGGGCCCCGGAGGUAAGGCUUUUGGAGGUCCGCCAGCUGGGACUGCCGCUGCGCCGCUUCUCGAAGACUUGAAAAUCACAGUACCUCUACCAGCAGAAGUUCGAAAUAUCCCUGAGAUCCGACCAAGCAAGGGUGACGCUACGUAUAGCCCGGGUGACCGAGUUGUCGAAUGGGUUAUACCCAACAAGGCUCUGUCCACCGGCGCUACAUACUUCAGUCUACGGUGUACGGUCGUCGGCGAGCAAACGGCUGAGGACGAGGAGGCGGCUGUUGCGGCAGGCUAUCAGGAUCCAAUGGGGUUUGGAUUUAGGGAGUACGCUUACGAGGACUCGGCACAAAAAUCGAAGAGGGAGGACAGCAAAGCGAAAGAGGGGGAGGGAAGCGAUGCAAAAACGGCACAGAACAAGCUUUUGAUGCCCAGCUCUGCAUCCAUCAGCUUCUCAGUGAAAGGAUGGCUACCCAGCGGUGUCAAGGUCGAGAGCAUAACUAUCGAUCCAAAGAGGAGCCAAGGCUUGACAGCCUCACCAUACAAAGGAGUGAAGUAUCUCACCGUUAGCAAAGGUGGCAUUGAGCUGAGGUGUUGA